Messenger RNA from Fusarium keratoplasticum, 1998 nucleotides. RefSeq lists its product as uncharacterized. The record is from RefSeq and is a predicted model, not a curated record. Bases 172 to 1998 code for a protein of 608 amino acids. The transcript is spliced from 8 exons. Lineage: Eukaryota; Fungi; Ascomycota; Sordariomycetes; Hypocreales; Nectriaceae.
CCUUUUCGGCUCCGCCUGGGCACUCAUGCAUCCAUCAGUGCUCGGCAAGGCUAUGGGGAUUGCGGCAAGGGAGAAGGUAGGCUGCUACCCGGUUAUUUUGUAGCUGCAUUCUACUCGGCCUCCUUCUCCUCUUGCGACGCAAUCUCUCCCAUCAUCGACACCUCUUGCGAUAUGGCUCAUCACCAAAGUCGAGCUUCUCUGGGGCCGUUUUUGGCAAUCGCAAUUGACUUUGGAACGACGUACUCGGGUGUCUCGUACGCACUCUCGACAUGCCCCGAUUCGGUAGUCCCCAUCACUGGAUAUCCAGGCAGUGAGGUCGGAUACAAUGAUCCCGUCCAGGUUCCCAGCGUUCUCGAUCUCGAUACGGGGAAAUGGGGCUACGAGGUGGCACCGAGCAUGAAGCCUAUGAGGUGGUUCAAGAUGCUGCUCCUCAGGGAAGAAGACAUGGGAAAAGACACUCUACAGGACGCAGUAUACGUGACAGAAGCGAGACGGCAGCUUCGGAAGCGAAGAAAGUCGGCCGAAGAUGUGGUUGCGAUAUUCCUAUCCAAGCUUUGGGAGCAUACUCUAGCACAACUCAGAACCAAAAUGCUCGAUGGUCUGCCGUUCAAGGUGGCCAUUACGGUGCCUGCCAUAUGGCCGCCGUAUGCCGAGGAGGCCAUGAGACGAGCAGCGAAAACAGCGGGUAUUCUCAAAUACCGACAUGCAGGCGAUACCACUCUGGAGCUUAUCCAGGAACCUGAAGCUGCGGCGCUGUCGAUAUUGCUUGAGCGGAGGAGUCUUCCAGAGAUUGCGGCAAGUCUAAAGAUCCCAGGUUACAGAGUUAUAUCUAAUUGUCUCGCCAGGCUGGAAACUCAUUUGUCGUUUGCGACGCCGGAGGUGGUACAGUUGUAUGAUGUUAUCAGUUAUAUGAUCAACUCUACAAAUCCUUAUCAGGUCAAAGAAUGUGUAACCGGAGACGGCAAGUUAGCUGGGGCGACUCUUAUUGAUGAAGCAUUUGAGAAUCAUCUCUACACAAAGACAAGCCUCAAGAUCAACGACCUCGAACGCGACGAAUACCAGUCCUUCAUGGCGCGGUGGGAGAUGAACCCCAAGAGACUGUUCAACGGCCAGCCCGAACAGCCCGAUUUCGUUUUCGAUGCGCCGAUUAAAGCAGUCGGGACCUGGAAUCGAAUGAGGAAAAAGACCGAGUUUCGAUUAACCAGCGAGGAGAUGGAAUUCUUCUUUGACAAGUCGUAUACUGGUAUUCGGGUGUUGAUUAGCGAGCAGCUCAAACGAGUAAAACAGGCGACGGGCCAGAGGCCGAAUCACAUCUUCCUUGUAGGCGGGUUGGGCGACUCUCCUUAUAUUUACAAUAAGCUCAAAGCUCUAUAUGCGAACACCACGGUGUUCCGGCCCCAUUCACGGUGGUCAGCUGUAGCGUCAGGUGGUGUUAUGCGAUUACUACGUGACGGCAUUAUCGCCCAAGCACCGCCCAGUCAGGAGAAGGAGCGGGCCCUCAGGUCUCUCCCUGAGGUCUUUUCUCGCAGGUCACGAUAUAACUACGGCAUCGCGGUGAAAUGCGACAUCGAAUACCUCGAUGACUUUGACAUGGAGAAGGAUAAGGUCGAGAUUGGUCCAGAGGGGAGGUACUUUACAUAUCGGAUGCAGUGGUAUCUGGUCAAGGGCGAGGAAGUACUGCGACAUUCACCAGUCGAGGUCCCCUACGACAGAUACGUCCAAGACGAGCGCCCACCCAAAUGCAUCUUUUCCAUCAGAUACAGCCACGAGUCCGAACCGCCCAAACGACGUGAAGCCACAAAGAUCCUCUGUCAGAUGGAGUGCGACUGGGACAAGCCCAUCGAGCAGUGGAAACGAGUAGGAAAUCCCUCUGACGGGUGGAGGAAGUACGACGACUUGACACUGGCCAUGACUUUUGAGGGGGGCCAGCCAAAGUGGCAUCUGCGGGUGGGGACCAAUACGGAGGUGCAGAAUCUUCAGAUAAAGUACAUGGACUGA